AUGGAUAUGGAAGAAUAUCAAACAAGUAAGAGUGAUAUUAAAGAGAUACACGAAAGUAGUAGUAUUAGCGGUAAUAAAACAACAACAACAACAAAUAAUUUAAGUAGUAAUAAUAACCCACCAAUCAAAAAAGAAUAUGAACACGAAUCAAGUUCAGAAUUUAAUAAUUAUAGUUAUGAUACAUCAAAUUUAGGAGCAGGAAGAAGAAGUGUAGAAAGCGAUGAAUUUAGAGAAUAUUUGUUAAAAGAAUUAUCUAUGCUCAAAUAA
Messenger RNA from Dictyostelium purpureum, 267 nucleotides. RefSeq lists its product as uncharacterized. The coding region runs from base 1 to 267 and encodes 88 amino acids. The record is from RefSeq and is a predicted model, not a curated record. The transcript has 2 exons. NCBI's taxonomy places the organism in Eukaryota, Evosea, Eumycetozoa, Dictyosteliales, Dictyosteliaceae.